Aegilops tauschii subsp. strangulata is the source of this 1581-nucleotide messenger RNA. The record is from RefSeq and is a predicted model, not a curated record. Lineage: Eukaryota; Viridiplantae; Streptophyta; Magnoliopsida; Poales; Poaceae.
AUGGGUAAAGACAUUAUUGAUUUUGCUCUUCCAACGAUCGAUGAUGCAUUUGACCCAACCGAGGGCGAGGCCAGAGAGAUCAUCGAGGAAUCAACCAUUGAGUUUGACGAAAGUGACACUAAAUUGUCAUCUUCCCUGAAUUUUGAGCAAAGGGCUGCAUACGACGAGAUACUAGCGGCUGUUGAACGCGGUGAUGGGGGUAUAUUCUUUGUUGAUGGCCCUGGAGGUACGGGGAAGACCUUCCUUUACAGGGCGAUGCUCGCCAAGGUGAGGCGCGAGGGCAAGAUUGCUAUCGCUACCGCGACGUCGGGCGUCGCUGCUUCUAUCAUGCCUGGCGGCAGGACUGCCCACUCGAGAUUCAAAAUCCCACUGAGUUGUGAUGAUGGAGCCUCGUGCAGCUUCACCAAGCAGAGUGGGACCGCCAAGCUGCUAAGGAUGGCCUCAUUGAUACUAUGGGACGAGGCCAGCAUGACUAAGCGACAAGCGGUUGAGGCAUUAGACAAUAGCAUGCGCGACAUCAUGGGAAUACGCGACCGACCCUUUGGAGGAAAGACUGUUGUUUUUGGCGGGGACUUUAGGCAGGUGCUUCCGGUCGUCAGAAGGGGGUCAUGGGGCCAGAUAAUUGAUGCAAGCCUCCGAAGUUCUCAUCUAUGGAAGAGUAUGCGGCAGCUUCAGCUCAUCACCAACAUGAGGGCUCAUAAUGACAAGUGGUCUGCAGAUUACUUGCUCAGGGUCAGUAAUGGCACAGAGGAAGCCGACGAUCAAGGCAACAUACUACUCCCUGAUGAUAUCUGUCUGCCAUCUACAGGCGAGGUUGACGACCUGGAGAAGCUGAUUGACCACGUGUUUCCGAGUCUAGAUGACAACAUGGCAGAUUCGAGUUACAUGACAUCUCGCGCAAUCCUUUCCACGACAAAUGACAACGUCGACAAGAUAAACAUCCGCAUGAUAGAGCGUUUCCACGGAGAUGAAGUAAUCUACCAUAGCUUUGACAGUGCGGAGGAUGACCCAUAUGGCUACUACGCUCCUGAGUUUCUGAACGGAUUGACUCCCAAUGGUCUUCCUCCGCAUGCACUCAAACUAAAGCUGAAUUGCCCGGUGAUACUUCUAAGAAACAUUGAUCCAGCUAAUGGGCUGUGUAACGGGACUAGGCUUGUCGUUAGAGGUUUUGAGAGGAACACCAUUGAUGCAGAAAUCGUGAUUGGACAACACGCUGGUAGGAGGGUCUUCCUUCCUCGAAUACCUCUGUGCCCAUCUGACAACGACAUGUUUCCAUUCAAGUUUAAGAGGAAGCAAUUUCCUAUUAGGCUUAGUUUUGCUAUGACGAUUAACAAGGCUCAAGGGCAGACCAUCCCAAUUGUUGGUGUGUAUCUACCUAAUCCGGUGUUCUCUCAUGGUCAACUCUAUGUUGCUUUGUCUCGAGCCACCGCGAAGAGAAACAUAAAAAUACUCAUUCAGAAGGAGAAGCCAAAGGAGAAGUCCAACAAGCAACAUAACAAUCCGAAGAAGCGUAAAAGACCGACCGUGUCCUUGCUGACCUCAAUGAAGAACAUCGUCUACAAGGAAGUACUUACAGGCUGA